AACAACCGGUUGAGGUGAAAACUGCAAUUUUCUUGCUAUCAUCAAAGUCUCGAGGACAGGCCAUCCAUCAAUCACAUCACCGUGCCCGAACACUGCCUAGCUUGCCCCGUCACGUCAUGAACAAAAAAGAACAGACUCGCGCACGGUAAGGAAACGCCGUGCUUUCAUCACAAGUUCACAAGGCGGAUUUAAUUGCGGGAUGCGCCAACAGUGGAGUAAUUUGCUGCAUAGCAGUCCAGUUACCGAGAACACCAUUGCAGCCUUCCUGAGCAAGGAGGAGGGUAGCUGUUCGCUUCGUCCCCUCCUUUCUCGUCUAUUAUUAAAUCCCCCACCGGCGACUCUCGGGCAUCCAAGUUCCAUAGCUCCUUCCAUCUCGAGAAUCGAUCUUAGCUGCAGCCUGCAGGCUAGGCGAUGUCCAAACGGAGCGCCGAGAAGGGCGCCACCGACGGCGCCGCGACCAAGAAGGCGUGCAUGGGAACGGCCGGCGACACCCAGACCGAGCCGGCGCAGGCCGAGGAAGAAGAGACGAGCAACAACGUCUUCAGCCACGACCUGGAUACCCUUCAAUGCGACAUCUGUUUCAUGCCAUUCGAGUCACAAAUUUACUCGUCGAUGCAAGAACGGGCACGCGGUGUGCGGCAACUGCUGCGUCAGGCUGGACCGCAAGUGCCCCAGCUGCAAGCUCUCCAUCGGCAACUUCCGGUGCCGCACCACGGAGAAGAUCCUCGCCGGGAUGACCAGGCCCUGCAAGUUCAAGAAGGAUGGCUGCAAGAACAUCCUCAGGUUCUCCGAGAUCCGAACCCACGAGGAAGAGACCUGCUGGUACGCGCCUUACCCAUGCCCGUUCGACGGCUGCACCUACUUCGGCAGGCACCUCCGCGGCCACAUGCUGGCCCAGACCGAUCAUGGUCCCCGCUCGACUUUUCUGGUCCCGUGACUCUGACCCUUGACAAGUCCAGGCCCUUCCGCGUGAUCCUGCAGAAUAUCCUCGGCGGGAAGAGCGUGUUCUUGCUGCUCAACGGCGGGGAUGUUCCAACGGGUCGCUCGCUGUCAGUGGUCCGCAUCUACCCGCGGCCAGCGCCGGCCGAUGAGGACGGAGGCGCCCAAGUGGCGCAGCAGUACACCGUUGCUAUGAAGGGCAACCAGCCUGGGUCGACGUUCUCGCUGACGGCCUCCGGGAGCGUGCCAUUCGUGCGCCGGAUUGAAGGGUACAAGGCUCAUGAGCUCUUGUUUGUUCCUGACGCAUGCUGGGGCUCGUCGCAGACCGUCGUCGUCACCGUCGCCGUGAAGCUCUAAGCUGAUUCCGAUGGGUUGUGCUGUCGAGGUCCAUUGUGAUGUUAAUGUCUGUUUAGGUUGCUUAAUUAGAGUUAGUGGUAGGCUGGCAGCUGCCAGAUUUGCAAGACUGAUCUUUUGUUUUUGGGUGCACUAGUCGGUCUGUUGUCUGUUGCUUUUGGGUCUGUAGCAGCUGCUGGAUCUGCUGUACUGAUAUUUUGUUUUUGGGCGCACUAUGCAGUUGGAUCUGCCCUGUUAUCUUCGACACUUAUAGUCCGUAUGGUUGUUUGCUGCAUAUUGCCAUGGUGGUACUCUGUACCGUACUAUUGCAAUGGAGUAGCAUUAUGUA
Brachypodium distachyon (stiff brome) is the source of this 1621-nucleotide messenger RNA. RefSeq lists its product as uncharacterized. Bases 412 to 1296 code for a protein of 294 amino acids. Lineage: Eukaryota; Viridiplantae; Streptophyta; Magnoliopsida; Poales; Poaceae. The transcript is spliced from 3 exons. The record is from RefSeq and is a predicted model, not a curated record.